GCGCCGCGCAUGAAGAAAGGCCACCUCAAGGCGCCAUGUCGUCCACGCUGUCACAGUCGUGACCGCGCAACAUGGCUGUAGAUGGAGGGUCUACCGAACGCGGGGGAGGCGAGGUGGCCCAGCAAGAAGCGCGCGUGGCGAGUGCUGGUGCAGGCGCGGGGUCCUCGGGCAAUGUCGCUGUCGUGGCGGGGGUGAGAGAGGAGGUUCUUGUUGUGGAGCGGGAGGUUGCGCGCGGCGAGAAUAAGGGCGAAAGAGAGGACGACGACCCCUUUUUAAGCCGGGAGUGGAGGGGAGGGUUGGCGAGAGAUCUUGCCGCCCGUGCCCGCCUGUGGGUCGAUGACAAAGCGUUCUGGACAACGGGGGAGGCGCGCCGGCUCUACGACAUCGUCCACCGAACGCGGGAGCACUUCGAGGCCAUCGCCAGCGGGGUGCAAGCGCCCGUCGUGUCCAGGAGCGUCGUCAUGCCGAAAUCCGCGACGACCCUCACGAGGAUUGUUGAUCCCGCUCAACUACAGCAAGCGAUCAUCCGUGGGGGGGCUGCAGAGAACAUAGUUCUGCGCGUCUUGUAUGGGUGGGUGUUCAAGUCAGGGAACCGCCCCCGCGGAUACAAUCUCGCUUUCCAGUACGCGUUGGAGUCGGUGGCGACGGACCUUGCGCGCGUUAUGUGGUACGGCGAGGAGUGGAGCAACGUGGUGAGCGCGCCCGUUUGCUCGCACACGAUCGACCUCAAUAUGGACUUGCCACUGUGGUUUGCGGGGGUGAACAUCGAUGACAGGCCGGAGGACGACGACAUGGCUGCGUACCAGGAGUCGACCGUCGUGUGCGUCGCGUAUGCAUUUCGUGCCGCCGUGCAAAUGGGUGGCAGCGUCGAUGGCGGGUUCAUAUCGCACGAUCAUCUGUCGAGGAUCGUGGAUUGCUUCAGGCUGUUGUUGGCUGCCUGCAUGUGGUUGAUGCGCAUGGCGGGAGACGAUCAUCGUAGCCACUACGAAGCCGUCUACUUCGUGCAGCUGGUCGUGAAGCCCACGCUGAUCGCGUCCAUGCAUCGCGCCUUCGAUCAUCGAAGGUCCGUCAUCCGAGCGACGAACGUCGUCACGGAGAUUGGGGAAGGCGAACGCCACCUUAGGAGAGUACCCGAAGCACAUCCCCGAUUGGGCUUCGUGCGGCAUCACGUUCGGCCAUGACGCAAGCAUCACGGGGCCAGAGGACGCGAAGAAGAGGGAUUGGUUGGGUUCGGGCCCCUUGGAGGAGGACGGUGACGACAAUGGCGAAAACGACGCGU
Chara braunii is the source of this 1279-nucleotide messenger RNA. Lineage: Eukaryota; Viridiplantae; Streptophyta; Charophyceae; Charales; Characeae. The record is from the annotation of a GenBank genome assembly.